AUGUGCAGCACGGCUGCUGCUCUGUCGCACAUCCCUAUCGUCUCCUCCCACUAUCCACCCACCUCGUUCCGCAACGCCAGACUGGACUUUGAAAGGAUACCAUCAGAUGAAAUAGGAGAGAUGAGGUGCAGUGAUUUGGACCUGCCUAUGCUCACAUCAGAUACUGUGAGCAAAUGGAUAACGCCGCAUCUCAAUGAUAUAAAGGCCAAGCAGUGGACUUCCCUUCAUAUCAACAUCGAUAACAACACAGUCAUGAUUUUAUCCAACAUAUGUCACGAAAUUACAGAGACGGUCUCUAACUUGGUCCUGGACGAUGUAAUGCCUCAGGUUUAUCAGUGGAUGGAGAAUAUCAACAACCCCAGCAAAACUUCUGCCGUAACGAAUCGGAUUAAAUCUCCAUAUAGGAACCGUAACUAUCACACAAUAACAGUCGAGGAUAUUGAAGCUUGCCUUGGAAAUUCUCUUCACCAAAGUCUUGGAGAAUUUUUAGGAGUCAUAGAGGAGAGUUGUAGAGACUCUGAACAGCUGCUGCACCUGGUUGCAGAAGAAGUUGCCAAGCAAGUCAACCGCACACUGAUUUAUAUCAGGGAGUCAUUCUCUUCUCAACAAGUGGAGCAAUCUUUUGAGUUUGAAUCACCACUUUCUCCAACUCAGGAAAUGGUUUACCACAUGUCCAACAUAUUGAGGAGAUGCCUGGUAAAGCAGCCCCAACCUAAUCUCCCUGAUGAACGAUCUGCCCAAGAGUUUUCUCCAAUUUCUCUAAUUUUCCAAUUACCCCAAGAUCUUAACUCAACUGAUGAAGAAUCAGCAGUUAUUGAGUUUUCUCCUGAAUCCAGUCCAGAUGACAAGAACAUGGUUCAGGAGCUCAGCACAGAGGAUGACCAAGACUUUCUAUCUGAGACCCCUGAUGAAGGAUCAUCAGUCAAAGAGUUGUCUCAGGCAUCCAGUCCAGAUGAUGAUAACAUGGUUUGGGAGUUCAGCACAGAUGAUGACAACGACUCUCUAACUGAGACCCACCAUGAGUUCCCUGAUGAAGAAUCCCCAGUCAAAGAGUUGUCUCAGGCACCCAGUCCAGAUGAUGAUAACAUGGUUAGGAAGUUCAGCACAGAGGAUGACAACGACUCUCUAUGGGAGACACAGCUGGAGCUUCCUGAUCAAAGAUCCCCAGUCAAAGAGUUGUCUCAGGCACCCAGUCGAUUUGCCAUUUUGAGCUCAGUUCUUUCCACCAGUAGAAAGGAGUUCACACCGAAAGAGAAGAUCUUUCUCUCUGUGUUUGUUUGUAAGCUGUUGGACCACAUCGCCCACUCCACCAAAACAUCAGCGCAAGACUUGGACUUUGAUGGAAUUGUGAAGAAUCUGAUGAAGAUUCUGGGAGAAAAAAGUUUCUGUCUACCACAGACUGUUGGAAACCUCCACAUUACCAUCUUUAAGGAGCUUUGUCUGGAGUUUGGAUCUGCAAAGCAGCUGUGUGCUGCUAUGAUAUGUGAAGGUGUGGUGUUUGAGGAGGCUGUUGCCAAGGAAUUAAAAAGGCAGCUGCAGAAGGCUUCAUGCCCCAGCUUUGUUACAAAAGUCUUCAGAUUUUUCAAAAUAAGAAGCAAAAAAGUGGUUCCAAUCUAUGAAGUCAACACAUCAGUGUCCCAAAGUGGAGUCUUACUGGAGAAUGGAUCAACACCCCUGCCUCAGAAGAAAAAGAAGUGCCCUGCCAUCAUCGGGAUGUUCUCUGCCAUAGCCAAGAUUCUGAGGAAGCCCUUCACCUCCUAA
Molecule: messenger RNA, 1761 nt
Organism: Centropristis striata (black sea bass)
Lineage: Eukaryota; Metazoa; Chordata; Actinopteri; Perciformes; Serranidae
Exons: 4
Coding region: 1-1761 (586 amino acids)
Source: RefSeq, a predicted model, not a curated record